UUAUGCUCUGCACCAUGGGAAGGGGCGCCGUCUUGCCGAUCAUGUACCCAAACGAGUAUCCCUGCAAUUACCUGUUCUACAGUGACGUGAUCAUCGUGAAGGACAAGAUACACGGAGCUGAAGUACAGACCAGCUGGAUCACCUUCCAGCAGAGGGCCGUUAACUACACGCGGAUUCUGCCCGGCAUUUCCUUCGACUACCGGUACCUCACUGAAUCGAAGUUGAAGUCGGCCGAUGCUCAUCUCAACGAGCUGCAGAAGAGCGGUAACAUUAGGAGCUACGGCAUUCUCAACCACCUCACGAAACCGAAUGAAACGAAAAAGCUGUAUUCACUAAAAGCAGCUUUAAAGGAACUAUCGAAAAGGACUUCGCAUGACCCAGAGCGCAUUGUCGCCCUCGCAUUUGGAUCCAUCGACUACAGCGGACCGAAUUACAUGAAUGUCUUCAAGAAAGAGUUCCAGAAAGUUGUCAACGAGUUCGACGUUGACAUUGUGAUCGCCAUAACCUCAGUGAGUAGGAUGGAAGACAGUGACUCCUGCCUCGCAGCACCGCCAGGUGUCUACAUCAGCCCGAACCGUAGGUUCCCAGACCUGGCGAGCCAUUGGGAAUUGAUAAGCACCAAAAUGUCGUACAAGUACAAUGCGAUAGUGGGCCUCUCUUUCGAGUUGGGAACGAUGUUGUACGUGCUCAAAGCCAAUGUCACCAAAAUUGAAGAUGCCAUCUACGCACCCUGCACACAUUGGGGCAUGGCUUCAAAAUCUGCGGUCUGUGGCCUACUGCAGAAGGCUCUCUGGGUAGAGCUCAACAUGUACAUUUACGGAUCAUUCAGCUCCAACGUCACAAAGUCGGACAUCGCCUUCGGUGAACAUAUCGGAUCAUGUGGAGACAGGUGGAGAAUUACCCGCGGGGAACGCAAAGCACUAGGCGAGAUAAUUCGGCCCCGUCUGGCGAUGCUGCUCUACAAUCUGCACCUAGAUGACUUCCAGAGGUUUUGCACCUAUCCACCUUUCUCAGUCGCUAGCAGGGCCACUUCGCAACUUGAGUAUCAAGAAUGAUCGUGCUCGUGAACAGGCCCCUGACCCGACGGCAUCCUUCACGCCGCAUGUAGCGGGCGAUACGGUAGAUGACAUUGUCAUUAAACUAUU
Messenger RNA from Dermacentor andersoni, 1145 nucleotides. RefSeq lists its product as uncharacterized. Lineage: Eukaryota; Metazoa; Arthropoda; Arachnida; Ixodida; Ixodidae. The record is from RefSeq and is a predicted model, not a curated record.